Molecule: messenger RNA, 1354 nt
Organism: Leptopilina heterotoma
Lineage: Eukaryota; Metazoa; Arthropoda; Insecta; Hymenoptera; Figitidae
Exons: 5
Coding region: 570-1277 (235 amino acids)
Source: RefSeq, a predicted model, not a curated record
UUCGAGAGUGUGGCACUCAAUGCGGGAGAGAAGAAGUUUUCUUGGCUUCUAAUAGUUGUUGCGAUUCGAAGCACAGUCAACCUCUGGACAUCCACCUGCGAGGAGCGGAGGUAUAACGACCCCCGUAGGAAAAAAAAAAUUUUUUUUUUUUUAAUUACAUAUGUAUAUGUAUUAUUUUAAAGAAACCGGUAUAAAGUGAAAAGUGUGUGUGUGCGUUGGUGUAUGUGCGCAAGUUGUGUAUAUGACAAACACAUGAUAUGAAACGGACAAGUUGAGAAAACUCAAGUGACCCAGUUUAAAAUCUUGUUUUUUCCAAUUUUUAAUUGAAAAUAACAUUGAGAAUCGAUUUCCCUGAAUUUCCCUUUAUUUAUUUUCUAAUUUUCACCCUCCGCUUAUAACAACAUUAAGACACGUAUAUUUAAUGCGACCGCUCGACAAUCACUGUGAAUCAACACUCUUGAGGAUUAUUUUUAUUUAUUAGUGUGGUGAAAAUUUUAAGGAAUUUUGUUAUUUAAUUUUUGGUUUUUUUUUCGAAAUUGACAAUUAUUCUUUUUUCUUUUUUGGAAAUCAUGGGAACUCGACAAAUAAUUUCUGUGAUGGCUGAUUAUUUUGGAGUAAUUCUACUAUUAAUAGGAGCCAAUCACGUAUUAGGAGCAAAAAAAUGCGAGGGCAAUGGACUGAAGUACGUUUGGGGUGACGCACUCACCGAUUCAAUUGACUGUAUAGGACCAAAUAAUAUGCAAUAUCCUUCGGCGGCAAUAACGCGAAACUUUAAAAGUCUUUGGACAGGAAAUAGCCGAGUGGGAAGAUCGCAUCAGCCAAGAACAAUCGACCCUGAAUUAACGAGACAAGCGCUUCUCAGAAAUUAUAAAAUCGCUCAGGGAGAUUAUAGCAUUGCUGCCAACUCCAGAUCCGCACGUGCUUACUCAACGAAGGAAACGUGUGGUUCACCGGCACGAUUAUGUAAGACGAGGUACAAUACCACAGCGCCAAUGUACGGCGUGAGUUUGACGAGUGGACAGCCAGUCACGAUUGUCCAAAAAUUUCCCGAUUUAUUGCAACAAGUUGUAUUUGAGGUUUGCGAAUCGAAGGAAUGCGAACUAAUCCGUGGGGAGUGCACGCAAACGUACGUGCCCUAUCUUUUUUUGGUGAUCCCCCUUGGUCCUGUUACACUCACUGGUCAGGAUUACGUACUCGUUGAAAGUGGCUGUGUUUGUAAACCGAAAAAUUCUGCCAACGCCGUCAAUAAUCCUCCCGUGGUGCCCAAUUUUCAAUAAUAAUUCAAUUUAAAUGAACAAUUUUUCAUUUUUCCUUUUUUUUCACUCGACAACGAAUUUUUUGAAUAUAAAAAAUU